Molecule: messenger RNA, 2217 nt
Organism: Sorex fumeus (smoky shrew)
Lineage: Eukaryota; Metazoa; Chordata; Mammalia; Eulipotyphla; Soricidae
Gene: SACK1C
Product: family with sequence similarity 83 member C
Exons: 4
Coding region: 1-2217 (738 amino acids)
Biological process (GO): epidermal growth factor receptor signaling pathway
Source: RefSeq, a predicted model, not a curated record
AUGUUCGCAGGCCUGGGGGCGGGGGGCAUGGCGGGCCCCCUGAGGGGCCGGGUGGAGGAGCUGAAGCGGCCCUGGUGGCGGGAGAGCUCGCCCCUGGUGCUGCAGCACAGCGAGGCGGCCCGGCUGGCAGCCGAUGCCCUCCUGGAGCGGGGCGAGGCUGCCUACCUGCGGGUCAUCUCUGAGGAGCGCGAGCUGCCCUUCCUCAGUGCCCUGGACGUGGAGUACAUGAGCAGCCAUGGACGGGGCGGCCCGGAGGUCAGCGACGGCCAGGGGCCAGAGGCCUCGGGCCCUGACCGGCUCAGCCUGCUCUCCGAAGUCACCUCAGGCACUUACUUCCCCAUGGCCUCCGACGUAGACCCCCCGGACCUGGACCUGGGCUGGCCCGAGGUCCCGCAGGCCACAGGCUUCAGCCCCACCCAAGCUGUGGUCCACUUCCAGCGGGAUAAAGCCAAGAACAUCAAGGACCUCCUGCGCUUCCUCUUCAGCCAGGCCCGCACGGUGGUGGCCGUGGUGAUGGAUGUGUUCACCGACAUGGACCUGCUGUGUGACCUCAUGGAGGCCUCGGGGCGGCGCGGGGUCCCUGUCUACCUGCUUCUGUCACAGGAGCACCUGAGACACUUCCUGGAGAUGUGCUACAAGAUGGACCUCAAUGGGGGCCACCUGCCGAACAUGAGAGUGCGGAGCACGUGUGGGGACACCUACUGCAGCAAGGCCGGCCGCCGCUUCACAGGGCAGGCCCUGGAGAAGUUCGUCCUCAUCGACUGUGAGCAGGUGGUGGCUGGUAGCUACAGCUUCACGUGGCUCUGCAGCCAGGCGCACACCAGCAUGAUGCUGCAGCUGCGGGGCCGCAUCGUGGAGGACUUCGACCGCGAGUUCCGCUGUCUGUACGCCGAGUCACGUCCCGUGGAGGGCUUCUGCGGCGGGGAGGACCCGCUGACCCCCCCUGCGCCCUGCCCGCCCCCGGUGGCGCUGCCCUUCGGACCGGGCAUCCCCAGCCCUACAUCCUCGCCGCCCUCCAGCACCAGCCUCAGCAGCGUCAAGCGCGCCCCGUUCAUGGGCCGCUCCUCUUACCUGGCUCUCCCGGGAGGCGGCGGCUGCAGUGACGGGGGCCCGGGGUCCUCAGCCCGGGGUCCUGCCCGCAGAGAGGCCAACGGCCAACCCUCCUUGCAGCGACAGCUGUCAGACCCCCCGGGGCCCUACCGAGCCAACCUGGGUAAGCUGGGGGCAUCCCCCUGGUCUCAAUCCUCCCCGGCCCUCAACCAGAGCAGUGCCAGCCCCCUGACCCUGGCCCUGGGGACACCUCUGCUCCCUCGCCCUCGCCCCCUCCUCCCCUUCUCCCGGGGCAUGCCGGUCCUGUCCCGGCUCCCGGAAAACGGGCUCCCGGGAAACCAGGGCCCCAGCCCGCCCCGGAGUCGCUGGGUACCUGGCCCAGCCCUGGAGACCGUGGACGAGAAGGUGUGUCUGAGCCAGAGCCACGGCCAGCUCGAUCUCCUCGUGCCCUUUCCCAGAGCCCAGGAGGCAGGAGGCCCUGAUUCUGGGGCUUCCCCUAACCUGGGCUCCUUCCGGCCUGGUGAGCAGGCCUCAGAGGAGAAGAGGGGGUGCCCCGGGCAGAGGUACAGCCAGCUGGACCUACUGCCCCUGGCCCAGGGGGCUGGAGACAGCCCUGAGUCAGGUUCCUCCCGAGCUGGAGACCAGACCCCCGAGGACAAGAGGUUGUCCCCAAAGCUCAGCCACGGCCACCUGGAUCUUCUGGCACCAUACCCCAAGGUUGCGGGCUCCAGAGUGCCCCCCGAAGCCAACAACUCCUCUGCCAGGGCCAGCAAGCAGGGCCCAGAUGAGCGCCGGCAGACCCUGGGCCACAGCCAGCUGGACCUGAUCACCAAGUUUGGCCCUUUCCGGGGCGAGGGCCCGGGGCCCAACGCUCUCCCCAGGCAAAGCCCUGCGCGCCAGGCCAGAGCGGGCUCCGCGGACGAGAAGCGGAUGACUCUGGGUCACAGCAAGCUGGACCUCAUCACUAAGUAUCACCAGCUGCAGGGGGCCAGGGUGGGGCCUGAGCCUGGCCUCCCCACGGCGGCCCCGGGGGGCCAUCGCAAUGGCAAUAGUAAUGGCCUAUUUGGGGACGAGAAGCGGCUGACGCUGGGCCACAGCAAGCUGGACCUCAUCACUAAGUACAACAAAUCCAAGUUUAAGCUGCUCCGGAGCCGCUUUGAGUCCUAA